AUGGCCUCGCAUACCACCCCCAAUCUCUACUCGGCCCCCAAAAUCAGUAACCCGUCUGUCGAGGAGAUUCUCGAGUGCCUCAAGAGACCAAGCGGCACCCACGAAAUCAACAGGAUCUGUUACAUCAUUGUCGGCAAACCCGGUUGUGGCAAAACAACGCUGGCAAAGAAGUUGGCUGCAGCUCUCAACUCGGAGCUGAUUACCCCCGACAGGGUGCUCCAGCAGGUCGUUUCCGACCCCGAGCAUCCUUCGUAUGCAAAGGUCUCGAACGAGCUCCAGUCCGGCAAGACCAUCGAUGGCAUCGAGCUUAUGGACCUGAUGAAAGAUGCCAUCGCGAGCGAGCAGUCCAGGUUCAAAGGGUAUAUCCUUGAAGGACUCCCGUGCAACUUUGACCAGCCCGAGGAACAAAACUACGCAGAUAUUCGGUUUCUCGAGACCAUCAUCGAUCAAAAGGCCCCCAAUCAUAGCCACGUCCUCAUCAACCUCAGCAUAUCCGAUGAGAAUCUGCUCGAGCGCCGCAAGCUGCAGUGGGUUGACCCCAUCACAGGCACUAUCUAUCCGGGCGCUCAGGUCGACUACACCCGGAAGCGGCGCACCGAAGGUCUCGUACACGAGGACGAAGACAUCGAGAUCCUCAACCGGGCAAACAGUGUCGAGCGCGCCCUCAUCCACGGAGCCGAUAUCCAGGUGAAGGAGUCGGCCGAUGGCGAGGGCGAUGAAGAAAGUGAGGAGGAGGCCUCGGACGAAGGCAGCGACGACAGCAAUCCAGCUGCCAAUGCCAAGAAGAAAGAAAAGCCCGGCACUACUCUGGCGGUGCGUGGCAUCUGGGAAGUUUUACCAGCCGUGGUCACGGAUAGAUUGCUCAAGCUUCCCGGAGAUAGCCCCGAGAACAUCAAAAAGGAGUUGGAUAAUCACAAAAAGUACGACUCGCACCUGUUCAAAUACAAGCACCACUCCUUCGACGAGCUGCACGUCAUCGAGAUCGAUGCAACGCAGCAUCCCGAUACCAUAUUCGAGGAUGUGAUCGAGACCACGCAAACGCUCGGGUACUCGGUAUUUUACAAGGCCGUCAAAACCAAGCGCCUGCUGCCUCCCGAGGGCGGCUUCAACAAAACCAUGACCGAGGCUGACAUCAUCGCAUAUCUGUCGACCUGCGAGCUCGAGCCAGACGAACCUCCGCGAGACAUGGGUGUCUGGGGACGCUACUGCCCUGUUGAAUUUUGCACCAAUUCCGCGCUUUCAUACUGCGAUUUCAGCCGCGUGAUCGACUACCGGGGACGUAUAUUCUGUCUGUCAUCGGACGAGGCCAUCGGGCAGUUCCAACUCAACCCGGACAAAUACAUCACUCGCCCUCCACGUCUGCCCGUCCUCAAAAUCUGCGUGAUCGGCGGCCCCAUGUCGGGCAAGUCGUCGCAGUCCAAGCUGCUGGCGAGACUUUACGAUGCGCAGUACAUUGAUAUCGACCACAUCCUGAAUGGCUGGUAUAGCGACCCCAACCAAGAAGCCCUUAUCGACGCCAACAUUAUAUACCGCCAGAUAUCGAGGCUGCUUCGAAGUGGGAAGCCAAUUCCUCCCGAGCUAUAUGUCGAGAUAUACAAGGCCGCCAUCGAGGGCCGAUAUGAGAACGACAAGCUCUUUCCAAAGCCCUGCGCCGGAGGAUGGGUCCUGGAUGGAUUUCCGAAGACACUGGACCAGCUUGUGUGUUUACUUCAGUCCGGAGUCAAGCCCGAGUUUGUCGCCGUCCUCCAGAAUGGUACAUCCCGGUGCGGCAACUACAUCGCCCACUCCCUCACUGGACUUGCCUGGGAGGCAAGCAGCCACGCCAUCGAGCCGCUGGUGUCCGAUGUGGCGUUUACGCCGCCACUGCCCAUACAAAUGUACCCGUACUUCGACAAUCUCUACAACGGCUUCAAAGAGGACCUGACGGAGAUGCUCAAGGCCAUGGACGAGUCCGGCGUUCGCGUGAUCAGCACCCAGGCAGACUAUGCCUUGCAGACAGCGCUGAGUGUCAUUGUUUCGUCAGCGGACCCGUUUGUGCCCAAAGCAGUCUUUUUAACGCCCAAGAUGCAGGCCGAGCUGUCGCCCGACGUUGAGCUGGGUACCACCAAGUCGUACUGCCCGUAUUCCUUGAAAACAUUCAACAUCCUGCACACUGGCACAAAGUCAUAUGGAGUCAAGUACAUGGGUCAGCUGUAUUGUUUGUCGAGCGAGGAAGCUCGCGCCGCCUUCAUUAUGGAGCCGCACAACUAUGUACUGCGCGACUCCCCCAAAACGCCUCCGAUUCGACUGGCUGUCCUCGGUCCUCCAGCCUCUGGAAAGACAACAUGCUUCCACGAGAUCUUGAAGGAAUGGCCUGGGCUUCCGCAUCUGGUGUUUAAGGAUUAUCUGGACAGCUUUGCGCAGAAACAAGAGAAAGACAUCCGCGAGGAGAUUCAGUACAUGGUCAAGGAAAACGCCGGUCUCCUUUCUCCUCCGAUUCUAUACAAGAUUGGCAAGUCACUCUUCCUGGAUGAGCCCUAUGCCAGCUCUGGGUUUGUCCUCGAAGGAUUUCCCCGGAGCAAGAUGGAGUACGAAAUCAUGGUCAAGCACGGGUUCCAUUUUGAUGCCUAUAUCAACAUGAAACUAGAUCCCAGCGUUGGUGCCAAACGGCUUCUUGCCAUCAAGACCAAGGCUCAAGACGAAAAGCUCCGCUACUUCCGGAGACAACUCGAUGCGGCCGACGAUUCAGGCACGCUGCCACCCGAGGAGGACAGUCUCGAGGAGUUCUCCGAAACGUACGGGUCGCGACUGGGGACAGAGCUUGUUAGUUUGGUCGAAAAGGAAACCUCCAAAGUCGCCGAAGUUGUCUCGGCCGUGGAGACGGUGGCGGUGACCCCUAUUGUCGAGAUCGACGCCAACAAGUGCUCGCGCCCGGUGAUUGCCGAUAUGAGGAUGCAGCUCAAGGGAUACAUGCGCUACCGCUCGAGCAUCUUCUCAAACGCGGUGACGACCGAAAGAAAAAAGGCCGAGGUGCUGUUGCAGAAGGGCGUCAAGUCCUACAGUCGGUUCGGUUACUACUGCCCGGUUGAGCUUGCCAAGCAGCGGUGUACUGCCAAGGCACUCAGGGGCCAUUUUCCUGUGGUGUAUCGCGACCAUGUCUACUACAUGCGGACUGAGACGAAUCGCAAGGAGUUUAUGGAGAACAUCAACAGCUUUGCCUUCAGCAAGCCACCGCCUCCCGUCGUUCGGCCGACCCUCUGCCUUCUCGGUCGACCCAAGGCUGGCAAAUCCGUGAUUGCUGAGAAGAUGGCGGUCGAGCUGGACCUAGUUCAUCUCACCAUUCCACUCAUUCUGCAGUCCAUCUUGGAGGGCAACGAGACGACAAGACUGCACGAAAAGCUCAAGCGAUGUCUGACCUUGGGCGAAGAAACCACAACCGAGCUGGUGACGGAGGCCAUCAUGUUUGUCACAUCGCGGGCCAUCUCCGAUUUCGAUUCGCUGGCUGGUUAUAGGUGGAUUCUCGAUGGCUAUCCCAUCACGAUGGAGCAAGCCAACAGUCUCGAGAAAGCCGGCUUUCUGCCGCACAUCAUGAUCGAGCUGUCCAUUACCGAGCCGACAAUGGACGAACGCUGUUGGGCCGACUAUCUCGUCGACCAGACCUCCGGAACGCCUCGUCUCAACGUCCCAUCUCUGUGUCGGCUGCGGUCCGGUCACUACAACCAGUACAUAUCACAAAUCCGACACUUUUACGAAAGCACGUACGCCAACUGGACAGUCGUCGAUGGCACAAAGUCGAAAUGGGCCAUAACCGAGCGGAUCAAGACCAUCAUGGAAGGAGCCAUCCGCAGACGGCAGGUCUAUCUGGAUCUCAAGUCUCGGAGUAGGUGGGCCCUGACUGUCAAUCGCUCUCCUGCCUGUCUCUCUUGCGCUCAACAGGAGCGGUUCUACAAGAUGGCGGGUCCUGAUGAGCUCGCCAAGUUCCUGGCCAACCCCGAGCGAUACGUGAGCGGCCGAGCAUUGCCUGAGGCGCUUCCGAUCCGCAGGACGGUGCUGGAUUUCAAGGCUCUCUUCCCAAAGCAACUGGAGCUCCAAGGCUAUUGCCCGGUCAUGUUUUCCGAGGGCGAAUUCAGCAUAACGAGUAUCAUUCCUGGUGACCACGAAAACAUUGUCGAGUACGAUCAGAAGCUGUAUGUCAUGAGCACCAAGGACGCGCUCGAAAAGUUCAUGAGAACGCCAUGGAAGUACAUCAACUUGAAACUACCCAAGAAGCUUCCGCCUCGGCACGCCCCAAUUCCGGUGGCGAGACUGCCACUCAUCGGGUUCCUCGAGCAGACAGUCGCCGCAGAGCUAAUCCAGGCACUCUGCGCUGUCGGUCAAGCAAAGCCAAAGCAUCCGUACAAAAAUCUGACCGCAUCGGCAUGCGAAUAUGUGGCUCUUUAUCUGAAAGCACACAACCCCAAAGCCAAGGAGUGGAUCCGCAACAAGUUCCAAAAGAAACUGACCCGCUUCGAGGAUCGAUGCGAGCUCAUACACUCUAUUAUUGACGGCGCCAACACUGCCGCGGCAUGCAUGGCAACGCUGCGUGGCAUCCAGAUUGUCGAAGGCAUGUAUGUGCCGCAAGACCUCCGGGUGCCUGGAUUCGAUCACAAUAUGAGGCGAUUCCUGGAGCUCAGACAGGAGCGAAACCCACGGGUCAACCACGCCAGGAUCAAGUAA
Molecule: messenger RNA, 4695 nt
Organism: Polychytrium aggregatum
Lineage: Eukaryota; Fungi; Chytridiomycota; Chytridiomycetes; Polychytriales
Exons: 23
Coding region: 1-4695 (1564 amino acids)
Biological process (GO): AMP phosphorylation
Cellular component (GO): cytoplasm
Molecular function (GO): AMP kinase activity; ATP binding; nucleoside diphosphate kinase activity
Source: RefSeq, a predicted model, not a curated record